Felis catus (domestic cat) is the source of this 1345-nucleotide messenger RNA. RefSeq lists its product as uncharacterized. Lineage: Eukaryota; Metazoa; Chordata; Mammalia; Carnivora; Felidae. The record is from RefSeq and is a predicted model, not a curated record. The transcript has 6 exons. The coding region runs from base 1 to 840 and encodes 279 amino acids.
AUGGGAAUGGAUGGGAAAGAAGUCCUGCAGGACCAGGGCUUGAAAGGAAGGAUUCGAUACAGACAUAGCUUUAAACUAAGUGCAUUUGAAGAUGAGAUUAAGGACUUCUUCCGGAAGGCAUCAGAAAAAGAGAUUGAAUGUGUAAAAGAAAAGCAUUAUGGAGGCUUUGCCCGCGGCGGGGUGGUGACUGAUGGUCCCGGGCUCUCCCCCCACGCGAGCUUCCCUCUGAGGCCCCCACAGCAACCUCAGACCCCCACGCGUUCAGCGGUCCCUCGAGCCAUCCCCUGCAGUGCUGGGAAGGCGUUCACCAAUCCCAAACCCUUCCGUUGGCCGGCUCCCGCUGUCUGGGCACCUCCAGGGAGGGGAGCUGUCCCGCGCGCGCCUUUCCCUGCGGGCGCGAGAACUCGGGCGCCGGGUGCCCGGCGGCGGCCGGCGGUCCAGGGCGAAACCGGGCGGGGCGGCGGCGCGGGUCCGAGCGCCCGAGGCGCCGGCGGAGCACGUGACCACGCCGCGCGGGGCCGGGCGCGCAGUGCCGCGCGGUGGCGGCGGCGGGGAGAGCAAUGGAGGCCGCGGCCGCCUGAGGGGCGGGUGCGCUGCUGGUGCUGCUGCGGAGGCUGCCGGUGCUGCGGGGCAGCCGCUGGCUGGGUCGCGUCCGCCGCCCGCGCGGGACCGCCGGUCGCCGUCCAAUCGCUCUGCCAGCCACGGAGCCAGGCGGGGACUCAGGCGUUCUUGAGAUGGUUUUCCUGGUCCUGUAACCGUCAUUUCUUGCAGAGCUCUGUAGUGGUGAGAUUGGACCUCCUAACCCUACGGAUACGACAGUAUUGCAGAAUGGCACUUUGAGCCUCUUUCUUCCUCCAUCAUCUUCACCCCUACACCAGGUGGGACUGGUUUAUUUGCCUGGUAUCCCAUAGACAUUUCAUACACAGUGGAUCUAAAGAGAAACUUAGGAGCUGCUCAUCUGUGUGUGCUCAUUCUGUUCCAGAAUUCAUUAAUGGCUUGCCAUCCACGCCCUUCCUCAAAUGACAGGUAUCCAGCUGUUGCCCUUCCUUUCUUCCACCUUCCUGUAGCUAUCUCCACUUUAAUCUCUGAUUUUCACUGCCACCAGUCAUUUAUCUGAGGUAUUCUGAUUUCAAGAUUUUGUGGUAAAAUUAAUUAAGUAGAUCUCUUGGAGAUGAAACAACUCAAUAUGAAGAGACUGCUUGGAUAUGAAGAAAAAGUCCAUGCCAAAUGAACUUCCACUGGUUAUAUAUUUAAUUUGUUUUAAUAUUUAUUUAUAUUUGAGAGUGAGAGAGACAGAGCGCGAGAGGCCGAGGGGCAGAGAGAGGGAGACACAGAAUUCGAAGCA